This is a messenger RNA of Papilio machaon (common yellow swallowtail), 1477 nucleotides long. Its product is annotated as solute carrier family 2, facilitated glucose transporter member 1-like. Bases 32 to 1450 code for a protein of 472 amino acids. Gene Ontology annotation, molecular function: hexose transmembrane transporter activity. NCBI's taxonomy places the organism in Eukaryota, Metazoa, Arthropoda, Insecta, Lepidoptera, Papilionidae. Gene Ontology annotation, biological process: monosaccharide transmembrane transport. Gene Ontology annotation, cellular component: membrane. The transcript is spliced from 12 exons. The record is from RefSeq and is a predicted model, not a curated record.
GUGAAUUGUGAAUGAUUUGAAAUAAAUCGAAAUGGCGGGUAUGAACAUGCGACUCGCAUUCGCCAUCCUGUCAUCGGCAUGCUGGUCUGCGUUCCAACAUGGAUAUAACACUGGUGUCAUAAAUGCCCCUCAAGCGGUUAUGUCGAAAUGGUUACAAAUGGAUGCACUAACAGGCACUAAUGUCACCAUAGAUCCUGAUGAUGACCCUAAAGUGACAACAGUGUGGUCAGUAACCGUAUCCAUAUAUUGCGUUGGUGGCAUGAUAGGUGGCAUAUUAACUGGAUUUAUAGCUGACAGAUUUGGUAGAAAAGGCGGUCUAUUACUUAACAAUGUUUUUGUCUUCCUUGGAGCGGCGUUUCAAGGUUGUUCCAAAGUCGCAAAUUCCGCUGAAUUGCUUAUAAUAGGAAGGUUAUUGAUUGGUAUAAACAGUGGUUUGAAUGCUGGCCUAGCUCCGUUGUAUUUGGCUGAAAUUUCUCCUAUCUCUAUGCGUGGCUCGAUCGGUACAGUUUACCAGCUUGUGAUAACAAUUACAAUCUUACUCUCACAAGUCCUAGGUCUUGAAGUUGUCCUAGGUACAGAAUGGGGAUGGCCUUUGCUUUUAGCUGUAACAGCUAUUCCUGCAAUUAUACAAUGCGUUACUUUACCUUUUUGUCCGGAAUCCCCUAAAUAUCUUUUAUUAAAUAAAGGACAAGAACUUCACGCACAAAGAGCUUUGAAUUGGUUAAGAGGUGACGUCGCCGUUCACGGAGAGAUGGAAGAAAUGCAUCAGGAAGCAGAAAAGAAUAAAGUCAGUAAAAAAGUGACGUUCCGGGAAUUGGUCACAAAUAGACAACUUCGACAACCUUUAACAAUAGCUUUAGUUGUUAUGAUCGCGCAACAGUUCUCUGGAAUCAAUGCUGUUAUAUUCUUUUCCACGGAUAUAUUCAAGAAAGCUAAGCUCAAUGAAUCUCAAUCUCAAUACGCGACAUUAGGUAUGGGAGCAAUGAACGUGGUGAUGACACUAAUCAGUCUUGUGCUGGUCGAAGUCGCGGGUCGGAAGACUCUCCUGAUGACAGGAUUUAGUGGCAUGAUACUCUGUUCUGUGGGUCUUUGUGUCGCUAGCUUAUAUACGGAACAUAUGUGGGUGUCAUACCUCUGUAUCGGGCUUGUCAUCUUAUUUGUAGUAACAUUUGCAGUUGGACCAGGUUCGAUUCCAUGGUUCCUAGUCACAGAGUUAUUCAACCAAGCAGCUCGUCCAGCUGCUUCUUCAGUAGCUGUCACCGUCAAUUGGACAGCUAACUUUAUUGUUGGACUUAGUUUUCUGCCUUUAUCUUUGGUGCUCGGAAUGAAUACGUUUAUUAUAUUUGCUAUAUUACAAUUAUUAUUUCUAUUAUUUAUUAAAUGUAAAGUUCCCGAGACAAAGAAUAAGACUGUGGAAGAAAUAACAGCUAUGUUCAGACAACAGAUGUAAAGGUGGGUUUACAUUGACGUCCAUUUU